Bufo gargarizans (Asiatic toad) is the source of this 2393-nucleotide messenger RNA. RefSeq names its product U8 snoRNA-decapping enzyme-like. The transcript has 3 exons. Gene Ontology annotation, cellular component: nucleus. NCBI's taxonomy places the organism in Eukaryota, Metazoa, Chordata, Amphibia, Anura, Bufonidae. Gene Ontology annotation, molecular function: phosphodiesterase decapping endonuclease activity; snoRNA binding. Gene Ontology annotation, biological process: sno(s)RNA catabolic process; mRNA catabolic process. The coding region runs from base 43 to 678 and encodes 211 amino acids. The record is from RefSeq and is a predicted model, not a curated record.
CAUCAUCAAAGGUCCUUUAGCCCACAGAAUGUAGUAUCUAUCAUGGCUCAGGCAGGACAACAGAACCUCGCGCACCCAGAGGAUCAUCGUCCGCGACCCCGAAAUGCAACCCGUGAGGAAGCCCUGCAGCUGGAGGGUUAUAGGCAUGCCUGCCACGUCAUGUUCUACGCCUCCACUACUGCCAAGCUUUUCGACCGUGUCCCUAUCAGAUAUGUUGUCCUGAUGAUGAUGCGUUUUGAUGGACGUCUUGGUUUCCCGGGUGGUUUCGUGGAUGCUCGAGACUCUACCUUGGAAGAAGGCCUGAACCGUGAGCUUCUGGAGGAACUGGGCCCCGCUUUCAACACUUUGAAAGUGACAGAGAAAGAUUAUAGAAGUUCGCAGGUCCGCGAGCUCCCACAGAAAGGGGUCACACACUUCUACACGAAGGAACUGACUCUGGAGGAGCUAGAGGCCAUCGAGAGAGAAGGAAUGUUUGCAAAAGAUCAUGGGCUUGAGGUGAUGGGUUUAAUCCGUGUUCCCCUGUACACUUUACGGGAUGGAUUUGGAGGUCUUCCAGCCUUUCUGUCCAACAACUUUAUUGGAAACUCAAAGAGCCAGCUUCUCUAUGGCCUGCGCACCUUGCGGCUGCUCCGAGAGGACCAGAUUCAGGAUGCCAUGUGGGCCAGUCAGAAUACCUAAUUUCCUACUGAAUAUCUUCAGCAUAUGGCCUCUGUACAUCAUUAGGCAGAUUAUGAGUUGCCCAAUCAUUCUUAAAAAUUAUGGUUUAUUUCAGUAGUGAUUGUACUUCUAGCAUCAAAGGGGUUAAAAUCAGUCACCCCCCCCCUCCCUUUUUAUUUUUUUUUAAUCAUCCAGAGGUGCGCCAUUCUUGUCCAUGUUCUGCACCUGGUAUCGCAGCUCUGGCCAACUGUAAUGUAACAUAAAUUCAAAAGAUUUGAGAAUGAAUAAGCUUACGCAGGCUAAGUGAAUAAAUAUAUUUGUUACACCCACUUAGGAUGCGUUCAUUUCGUUUGCAGUGUACAUUGGAGGUAUAUGUCAGGGGGAUGUAUGCCAGUGUACAGGGAUACUGUGGCAUACAUCACCUGUAGGCUCCUUUAUUAAAGGGGUUGGUCCAUCUCAGACAUUGAUGGCAUAUCGCUAGGAUAUGCCUGCAAUGUCAGAUAGGUGUGGGUCUCACUUUUGGAACCCGCUCCUAUCUCCAGAGCUGGGCCCCAGAAGUGAAGAAAUGCAGGCCAUACAUGCACUGUGUGCUCUCCUUUCAUCGCUAUUGGAGUUCCAUGCUUGAGGGAGUGUGCUCCACUGUUUUUCGAAAUCUCAUAGUGGUGAAUGGAGAGUGCACUGCACAAGCACCACUGCUACUCCAUUUACUGCCAUGGUACUGCCGGAUAUAGUCAAGCUGCUGCUCUCCGUUCAUUUUGGGGGUCUCGUUCCAGUCCAGUGGGACCCACACCAAUAUGACAUUGAUGGCAUAGCCAAGUGAUAUGCCAUCAAUGUCUGAGAUGGGCCAAGCGCUUAAAAAAAAAAGUUUACUUUGCGUUAUACAUUUUUUACUAAAUGCCUCUAUAUAGAAUAUAGCAUCGUCGACUAUGGUAUUUAAUACAGAAAAAAGGUUUAAAGAUGUAGACCGGCCCAACUGAGGCAAAAAGAGAUCUCUUGGCCUCCGUCAUCUGCCUGUGGCGAAGCACAUGGCAAAUGUACACUGCAGUGUGAAUGUACACUCCCCGUUAAAUAGAACUCAGCUGUAAUACCAGACACAACCUUUUUGCAAGAGUGGCGCUGUUUCUGAAAACAAAAAUUUAAAAACGAGCCCCUUUUUCUAGACUUGUACAGCAAUUAUGCAUUUUGCAAUUUAAUUGAUGCAGAUAUUAUUUGUUGUAUCCAUGCAUAGGUUUAUUUCUUAUGAUUUUGGCUUUAUAAAAGUGACAAAGGUUGAGCUUGGUCAGUUGAAUGCACCCAAAGGCCUCAUUCAGAGGGCCAUAUUGUGGGUGCAUUUUGUCCUGGCCCACCUGUGGGUCCCAAACUAACAGCCUCAUAGGGAUCUAGGACGUUAGGAUCAUCAGACCCACUGCAAUUGCGGACAAGAAUAGGCAUUUUCUAUAUAGCGUCGGCCCUGAGCGUUCAGCAAAAUGCGGAACGCACCUGGCCGGUAUCCGUGUUUUGCGUAUCCGCAAAACACGGCAUGGUCUUCUGAAUGAAGCCAAAGUGUGAGAAUGAGGCGGUAGGUUAACCCUUUGCAGGUACUCUCUUAUUAGCUUGUAUUGGAAAUGACUACAUAAUGUUGUGUUUGGAGUAAAUCCCUCCACGUGUGGUUGAUAUCGGAUGACGCCUUCCCGGAGUUUACAUUUCUGUAAAAAAUUAUUAUUUUCAAUUAAAGUUUGUUUGCGGUUUGUAUUGCA